AGCAAAAAACCUCAGCGGCAUUUGGAGGCUACUGGGUGGAUGGUUGGGGCGCGCAGAACGGUUGGCCACCAUGCUGGUGCGCGUGGCGCUCGUGGCGGCGGGCCUGUCGGUGGCGCUGUGCCAGCUGACCACAAACCUGGACACCAUGCUGAACUGGUGUCUGGACGGCCGCCACCAUAAGACGCGUCCCGGCCCUGAGGACCAGCUGCACCAGGAGUGCACGCCGUGGAGGGAGCGUGCCUGCUGCACGGCCAACACCACGCGCCACCUGCACACCAGCAACCUGUACGGCUUCUCGUACGACCACUGCCCGGGCAAGCGCAUGUCCGCGCAGUGCCGCAGACACUUCGUGCGCGACUUGUGCUUCCACGAGUGCUCGCCGAACAUCGGGCCCUGGGUGGCGAAGGUGGACAUGAAGAUCCGCAACGAGCGCUUCUUCAAGGUGCCGCUGUGCGCCAGCCAGUGCAUCGACUGGUACGAGGACUGCAAGCACGACUUCACCUGCACCGACAACUGGUCGCGCAACUUCCGCUGGAAGAACGGCACCAACCACUGCCCGGCCGGCGCCCAGUGCUUCACCUUCGCUGAGGUGUACGGCAACGCGCAGCGCUUCUGCGAGACGGUUUGGGACCACUCGUGGAAGUACACGGAGGACGACCAGCCCUGCAUGCAGAUCUGGUUCCAGUCGGCCCGUGGGAACCCGAACGAGGCUGUGGCCCGCCUGCACGCCAUUCUGCACUCAGCAGCGCCCCGCACCGCGCCGGUCGGCUGGCUGGCGGUGCUGCUGCUGCUGCUGCUGGCGCCGCUGCUGUGA
Messenger RNA from Pollicipes pollicipes, 814 nucleotides. Its product is annotated as folate receptor beta. NCBI's taxonomy places the organism in Eukaryota, Metazoa, Arthropoda, Thecostraca, Pollicipedomorpha, Pollicipedidae. Gene Ontology annotation, cellular component: external side of plasma membrane. The coding region runs from base 71 to 814 and encodes 247 amino acids. The record is from RefSeq and is a predicted model, not a curated record. The transcript is spliced from 5 exons. Gene Ontology annotation, molecular function: signaling receptor activity.